AUGGGGGAGAAGGAGCGUUACCUCAACCUGAUGUUCGACCCGCGGGUGGUGCGUGGCAACACUUACGCCCUUCGAGUCGCGCCUGUGAGUACCGAGCCCGAUCCCCUUGAGAUUCGAAGGCGGAGGGAAGCACGGAAGAGAGCACUGGCUAGAAGGCGUGCAAAGGAGCAACUGGCAAUAAGAACACCUGAGCCUGUGGAAGGCAGAGAGCACGUUGAGGUGCAGACAGACCGGUAUUUGGAAGAGAUUAGUGACCAGAUAAUAGAGGUUGAUAGAGAGUGUCAAACGGAUGAAUUUUUGGAUAGACCACCCACUCCACUCUUCAUACCAGCCAAAUCAGGAAAAGAUGUGGCCACAGAAAUAGGAGAAGGAGAGCUGUUUGAUUUUGACAUUGAAGUCAAGCCAAUCCUGGAAGUGUUGGUUGGGAAAACAAUUGAGCAAGCUUUGCUGGAAGUGAUGGAGGAAGAAGAGCUGGCCCAGCUGAGGGCACAUCAACGUGCCUAUGCAGAGCUGCGGAACGCAGAGCUUGCUGAAGUACAGCGCCUGGAAGAGCAGGACAGGAGAUACAGAGAGGAGAAGGAACGUCGCAAACUCCAGCACAUGCAAAUGCUGCAGAAACAGAAAGAGACCACGGAGAAAAUUGCAGCUCGGGCAUUCACUAAGCAUUACCUGUCUGAUCUCGUUCCCUCUGUUUUAAACAAUCUUCGUGAGAGUGGGUUUUUCUAUGAUCCUAUACAAAGAGAUAUUGACACAGAAUUUUUCCCAUGGCUGAUGACAGAAGUGGAAGAAACACUAGAGAAAAGGGUUCUGGGGAGGACAAUGCUUGACUCCUUGAUUCGUACAGUGGUUGAAAAACGCUUAGAUGCAUUUAGCCAUAAACCUCUGCCUGAGAAGACAGAGGCACCUGUUGAGAAGACAGAGGCACCUGCUGAGAAGACAGAGGCACCUGCUGAAGAGCCCAAGCCAACAGAUACAGAACCCCAGGUGGCUGGGUGUGAGGAUUGCGGUAAAAGCCUUGUAGGAGAAUGCAAGCUCCACGGGCCACUCAUCAGGGCUAAGGACAGGGUUAUUCCUAGCCGAGCCCGUCUCACCCUACCUCAUUACCUCACUUUGCGAGUGUUGGAGCUGCGAGCUGGAAACGAGCAGAUCCUUGGAGUAUUUGCAAAGAAAGUAAUACAGAAGAGAACACAGUUUGGUCCUUAUGUUGGUCAACUGUCUACAAAACUGACCUGCUAUGAUGAGAGCAGGCUAGUCCUGCAGGUCUUGAAAGAUGGAGGGAAGUACUUUCUGGACACUCCCAAUGAAGACUGUGGAAACUGGAUGAUGUUUGUCCGGCUAGCCCGGAACCAAGAAGAACAGACUCUUGUGGCUUAUCAGCACUGUGGAGAAGUCUACUUCACAACUGUUAAGCCAAUUGAACCCCAUACAGAAUUGAAGGUAUGGUAUGCUGCCGAUUAUGCCAAAUUUAUGGAAACUUCUGCAGUCUUCAUUAAAGAAGAAUCUGAUGUCUAUCCAUUGCCUCCAGUAGCAGCAUUCAGCCAUUCAUUCUUCACAGAAAUCUCACCAGUGUGGCUACUGUGAAAAGACCUUUCACAGGAAAGACCAUCUAAAGAAUCACCUUAAGACUCAUGACCCUAACAAGAUGGCCUUCAAGUGUGAAGACUGUGGCAAGAAGUACAACACCAAGCUAGGCUAUAA
Chaetura pelagica (chimney swift) is the source of this 1698-nucleotide messenger RNA. RefSeq names its product radial spoke 3 homolog (Chlamydomonas) (gene RSPH3). Gene Ontology annotation, cellular component: cilium. The record is from RefSeq and is a predicted model, not a curated record. The transcript has 13 exons. Lineage: Eukaryota; Metazoa; Chordata; Aves; Apodiformes; Apodidae. Gene Ontology annotation, molecular function: protein binding. Bases 1 to 1581 code for a protein of 526 amino acids.